CAGAGGACGCUUAGUUGAAGUGACCAAGUGAAACAAACGUGGCACUCUACUACUCCAAACCCCAGCACAGCAGCAGCCAUCAUCAUCAUCAGGUUCUUUCUUUAUAAAGACCCGGUGAAGCGUAAGAGAUCGGCAAGAAUCAAGAACCAUCAAGAAAUGGCAGGAACUUCAGUGUUUGCAGAGCUAGUUGAUGAAGCUCCUCCUGUUUUUAAGUUCUACUCAGCUGGUGAGUGGAAAAAGUCUACAUCAGGAAAAUUAGUAUCCAUCAUCAACCCUACCACUAGAAAGACUCAGUACAAGGUACAAGCUUGUACUCAAGAAGAGGUGAAUAAGAUCAUAGAAGCAGCAAAAACAGCUCAAAAAUCAUGGGCCAAGACUCCACUGUGGAAAAGAGCAGAAUUACUUCACAAAGCAGCUGCAAUAUUGAAAGAGCACCGAGCACCAAUUGCUGAAUGUCUUGUCAAAGAGAUUGCGAAGCCGGCUAAAGAUGCAGUCACUGAAGUGGUGAGGUCAGGGGAUUUGGUGUCAUAUUGUGCUGAAGAAGGGGUUAGGAUUCUUGGAGAAGGGAAAUUUCUGGUGUCUGAUAGCUUUCCUGGGAAUGAAAGGACCAAAUACUGCCUCACUUCAAAGAUUCCGCUUGGCGUUGUCUUGGCUAUCCCACCUUUUAACUAUCCUGUCAAUCUUGCUGUUUCAAAAAUUGCUCCUGCACUAAUUGCCGGAAACUCCAUUGUGCUCAAGCCCCCAACCCAGGGUGCUGUGGCUGCACUACACAUGGUCCAUUGCUUUCACUUGGCUGGUUUUCCCAAAGGUCUCAUUAGCUGUGUUACUGGAAAGGGUUCAGAGAUUGGUGACUUCCUCACAAUGCAUCCUGGUGUUAGCUGUAUAAGUUUUACAGGUGGAGACACUGGAAUAGCAAUCUCAAAGAAGGCUGGGAUGAUCCCACUUCAAAUGGAACUAGGUGGUAAAGAUGCUUGUAUCAUCCUAGAAGAUGGUGAUUUGGAUUUAGCAGCAGCUAAUAUCAUUAAAGGAGGCUUCUCGUACAGUGGUCAAAGGUGCACGGCUGUGAAGGUUAUCCUCAUCAUGGAAUCGGUAGCUGACACUCUUGUUGAAAAGGUUAAAGCUAAAGUAGCAAAACUGACUGUUGGGCCACCUGAGGAUGACUGUGAUAUUACUCCAGUUGUUACAGAGUCUUCUGCAAACUUCAUUGAAGGACUGGUCAUGGAUGCCAAGCAGAAAGGGGCAACAUUCUGUCAAGAGUAUAAGCGGGAGGGCAACCUAAUAUGGCCAUUGUUGUUAGAUAAUGUCCGGCCUGAUAUGAGGAUUGCUUGGGAAGAGCCUUUUGGUCCAGUUUUACCGGUUCUCAGAAUAAACUCUAUUGAAGAAGCUAUCCACCACAGCAAUGCUAGCAAUUUUGGUCUUCAGGGAUGCAUCUUUACAAGAGAUAUAAACAAAGCAAUUUUAAUUAGUGAUGCCAUGGAGACAGGAACAGUGCAGAUCAAUUCCGCACCAGCUCGUGGACCUGAUCAUUUCCCAUUCCAGGGAUUGAAGGACAGUGGAAUCGGUUCCCAGGGAAUCACCAACAGUAUUAACAUGAUGACGAAGAUCAAGAGUACAGUAAUCAACUUGCCUACCCCUUCUUACGCUAUGGGUUGAUUCACAAUCUGGCUUUAAAAUGUUAUUAUAAGUGGCAUACAUCUACAAUAAGUUACAUGAACUGCCAUCUUUUAGUUCACCGGUACAAUCAACAAGUCAUCACGUACUUGUUUGUAUAAAAGAAGAGUGGUGAAUCUAAUGACCUGCAUAUUUUGUAGCAUUUGCUUUCGGCUUGUAAAACAUGGCAUUUGGAUGAUUUCUUGUUUUGUGGAAGGCUAAGGGUUGAAACAAAGCCAGGUUUAUUGUUUACAGAUAUUACUGACCAGCUUUUAAUUAGUUGCCUGCCUUUCUUUUUA
Populus euphratica (Euphrates poplar) is the source of this 1949-nucleotide messenger RNA. RefSeq names its product NADP-dependent glyceraldehyde-3-phosphate dehydrogenase-like. The transcript has 9 exons. The coding region runs from base 157 to 1653 and encodes 498 amino acids. Gene Ontology annotation, molecular function: lactaldehyde dehydrogenase (NAD+) activity. Lineage: Eukaryota; Viridiplantae; Streptophyta; Magnoliopsida; Malpighiales; Salicaceae. The record is from RefSeq and is a predicted model, not a curated record.